AUGGCAACUGAAAAGGUAGUCGUUGGCCAUGGCCUCCGUUUGUUAACGCUGCACAAAUACGGAGGCUAUUACUUCGAUCUGGACAUCAUCUUUGUUCGACCAGUGACGUUCUAUCGCAAUUUCGUCGCCGCCGAAGACGCUACCAGAUUGAACAAUGACGUCAUUCAUGUAGAUGUGAAAAAUCCAUUCAGCGAAAUGGCCAUUCAAGAUUUUGUCCCCAAUUUCAGGCCCGAAAUUUGGGGACAUAAUGGCCCGGCCUUGAUUCUACGCGUUUUACAAAAGUGGUGCAACGUUACGGAUGUCCAGUCGAUGGAUUACGUCAAAUGUCGCGGUUUCAACGUUCUGCCGACAUCAUCGUUUCAUCCGAUUCCCUUCAAUAAAAUGAUCACUUUAUUUGUCCAGCCGCCGGCGAAUGAAACAUCCAGCUGGCUGACGGAGAGAGUGAUUGGAGUUCACGUUUGGAACAAAUCAAGUAAAAAUCAACCAAUCUACAAGAAUUCGACGCAGGAUUACACUCGAUUGGCUCGAACCAAUUGCCCCGUUGCCUUUUCUAUUGCACCUGAUGUCUUUUAAGUAACACUGUUACAAAUGCCUAGUAUAUACAGUACAGUACAUUUAAGUCAC
Daphnia magna is the source of this 624-nucleotide messenger RNA. RefSeq names its product lactosylceramide 4-alpha-galactosyltransferase-like. NCBI's taxonomy places the organism in Eukaryota, Metazoa, Arthropoda, Branchiopoda, Diplostraca, Daphniidae. Gene Ontology annotation, biological process: glycosphingolipid biosynthetic process. Gene Ontology annotation, molecular function: hexosyltransferase activity. The record is from RefSeq and is a predicted model, not a curated record.